UGGGUUUCACAGUGUACAGUAUGUAUCCCCACCAGCAUGAACACUAAUGCUUUAUAAAGAGCGUCUCUCUUGUUGGUCAGGAUGAAUUUUGGUUCGAAAAGCAAGAAGCGGAUGGUGCUGCCGACCCGCCCCGAUCCGCCGACCGUGGAGCAGAUCACGGAGGAUGUGAACCGAGCCGAUCCUCACGACCCCGUGUUCACGGUUUUACCAGAUUCUGCGGAAGAUCUGAAGGCCAGUUCUAGCAACAGUGAAGUGGAGGUGAGAUACCUGCAGAGCAGACGUUACAUAGAGCUGCACGAGCGAUUGCAAGAAGAACGUGGCAAUCUGGCACGGAGGAGAGAUGAGCUGCGUGCGGCCGGGGAGUCUUUGGAGCACAGCGUGAUGGAAGUGAAGAGGAGCGCACAGUGACAACUCCCAUAUAUCAUGUGAACUUGAGAUUUGCCAAAUCAGUAGCUGAUGUCACUUUACGGAAGAGCCUUUCCUCUUGCUAAGCUGCUGUUAGCAUUUAGGCUCAGACAUUUUAAUGCUAAAAUCCAUCACUUCCUUAUGUUUGGGAUAUGAUUUGUGACAAAUCGACUUGGUCAAUGUCAAUGUGCUGUGUGUGUUCAGCACUGUGUAAGUUGUGCAGUCUCAAUGUAUUUUUCAUUAUUUAAUUUUAAUUUACAAUCUAAUUUUCACAGUCCAAGCUUCUUGAGUUUAUUGAUGACUGGAAUAUUCCAGUUUAUUCUUUGCAGCGUCAUUUUCGUUUGUAUUAAAUGGAGUUUAAUUGCCUGAUUAAGGUUUAUUGUCCAUGCAAAAAUCCUUAAUUUUAAAAUGUAAAGUGAUUUCUGUGUUAUUAGGGCAUUGGUUCUCAAGCUGUGGUCUAUGAUUGGCUGGUAAAAAACUCCAAAUCUGAAUUCAUAAAUUUACUAAUAAACUCAGUGAAUUAA
Carassius carassius (crucian carp) is the source of this 929-nucleotide messenger RNA. It is a transcript of the gene c38h19orf25, whose product is annotated as chromosome 38 C19orf25 homolog. Lineage: Eukaryota; Metazoa; Chordata; Actinopteri; Cypriniformes; Cyprinidae. The record is from RefSeq and is a predicted model, not a curated record. The transcript is spliced from 2 exons. Bases 82 to 408 code for a protein of 108 amino acids.